This is a messenger RNA of Juglans regia (Persian walnut), 2301 nucleotides long. Its product is annotated as protein FAR1-RELATED SEQUENCE 5-like. The coding region runs from base 1 to 2301 and encodes 766 amino acids. The record is from RefSeq and is a predicted model, not a curated record. Gene Ontology annotation, molecular function: zinc ion binding. The transcript has 5 exons. NCBI's taxonomy places the organism in Eukaryota, Viridiplantae, Streptophyta, Magnoliopsida, Fagales, Juglandaceae.
AUGGGAAAAGGGGAAGAACACUCAUCUUCCCAAACACCAUCUAGCUCAAAUUCCCAAACCGCUGAUAUACCAUCAAGUAACCGGUACUUUGUAGAUUACACUAGUCCCGGUUACUACGGACCACUUCCUGCUUGGCCAAUGCCUUUAUCUCCAUAUCCUGAUGGCGGCCAAUAUCCAAGAAACUAUGAAGUGAAUGUCGGUGACCCGAACCCUCUCAUGGCUACAAGCCCCGCUAUGAGUGGGAGAGUUGAUAUAGAGGAACCACCUGAGUGUAGAGAAACUGAUAUUCCAUGUACAUCUGAAAGAGUUGAAGAAAGUAAAGAGGAUAGACUCAAUUCAGAAGAAACUGAGGUUGGGAUUGGCGGGACACCACAGUUAGAGGAUGAAGUUGGUGGUGAUCUCAUUGAGGAGCCAAAGUCGGGAAUGGAGUUUAAUACGUUUGAAGAAUUAAUGGCUUAUUAUAAGCAUUAUGGUAAAAAAAGCGGGUUUGGGGUAUUGAUAAGAAGGACUGAUAAAGGGGAUGAUGGCACUGUCCGAUAUGCCACCCUUGGUUGUGCCCGUGGUGGGAAGGCCCGGAAUAGGACAUUGAAUGUCGCUAGACCACGUCCAACAGGAAAGACAGAAUGUAAGGCAAAGGUUAAUGCCUUAAAAGUUGAUGGGAAGUUCCGGUUGACAACAGUGAAUAAUCUCCAUAACCAUGGCCUUAGCCCAAAUAAAUCUCGCUUCUUCCGAUGUAAUAGAGAAGUGAGUGACUCUGUAAAAAGAGUCCUAGAUAUAAAUGAUAUGGCUGGGAUCCGAAUGAAUAAGAGCUUCGGAUCUCUCGUCGUUGGCGCUGGUGGAUUCGAGAACCUCCCAUUUCUAGAAAAGGACUGUCGUAAUUAUAUCGAUAAGUACAAAAAUCCCGGUUUCUUUGCCCUGAUGGAUUUGGAUGAUGAGGGGAGGUUGAGGAAUGUCUUCUGGGCUGACCCCCGUAGUAGGGCAGCCUACCAAUACUUCGGUGAUGUGGUGACAUUCGACACUACAUAUCUGACGAAUAGAUAUGGGGUGCCCUUUGCACCAUUUGUUGGUGUAAACCACCAUGGGCAGUCAAUUCUGUUGGGAGCAGGAUUGAUUUCCAGUGAGGAUACAGAGACCUUCGUCUGGUUAUUCCAGACGUGGUUGAAGUGUAUGGAUGGUAUCGCUCCUAAAGCUAUUAUCACCGAUCAGGACAGAGCGAUGAAAAAUGCAAUUGCUAUUGUCUUUCCUGAAAGCCGACAUCGACUUUGUUUGUGGCAUAUACUUAAAAAAGUUCCCGAGAAGUUGUCCUCCUAUGCUUCCUACAAAAGUGGGAUGAAGAAUGCGUUGAUGAAAUCUGUGUAUGACACGCAAACUGUUGCAGAGUUUGAGAAAUCUUGGGAUCAGUUAAUCACCACUUACAAUUUGCAUGAGAAUGUCUGGCUGAAAAGUUUAUACACUGAGCGUGAGUCUUGGGUACCUGCAUUCUUGAAGGACUGUUUCUGGGCUGGGAUGAGUACAACGCAGCGCAGUGAAAGCAUGAACGCGUUUUUCGAUGGUUAUGUGCAUGCGAAGACAAACUUGAAAGAGGAAGUUCAGAUGCAACUAACCGGCAUUAUUGAUUUAGAUCCAGAGUUAGUUAAGAGGGAUGGUGCAGUAAAGACCUAUCAAUUAGAGGACGAAGUUCGUGUGGAAGAGUUCACUAAAUUGGUUACCUUUUUUGUGGACUUCAGUGAGGAAGGUGCAGAUGCUAAGUGUUCAUGUGGUUUAUUUCAGAUGAAGGGUAUACUGUGUAGGCACAUUUUCGCUGUAUUUAAAUGUAACGGGAUAAAAUUCCUGCCAGAGAAGUACAUUUUAGACCGAUGGAGGAAGGAUAUCAAAAGGAGAUACACGUUAAUCGGUAGUAGUUAUGAUGCUGGAGAUCAGCGGCCAGAUGCUUACAGAUAUGCUAGUUUAUUAAAAAUCUGUUAUGAAAUGAUUACUCAUGCAGCGGGUUCAGAAAAACAUACUGAGGAUGCCACACAUAAGUUACAUGCAAUGAUUGAAUUAUAUAAUGAGAAAGUAGACCCUUCAUCGAUGACCCUCACUGGUUCCAAUGUUCCUUGUACUCAAAAUGACACAACCACAGUGGGUAGUUCGAAAAAAGUACUCAGUCCAUUAGUUGUCAGAGGGAAAGGCAGACCUCCAUCUCUGAGGAAAGCAUCCAGGAUGGAGAAAGACAUGCGGAAACUUAAAGGAAAGGCAGCCGGGGCACCAGUAAACCGGAAACGUAAACAGGUGCAAUAUAUUUCAGCUUUAAAUAUAUAG